This is a messenger RNA of Lathyrus sativus (Indian pea), 558 nucleotides long. Lineage: Eukaryota; Viridiplantae; Streptophyta; Magnoliopsida; Fabales; Fabaceae. The record is from the annotation of a GenBank genome assembly.
AUGACUCCUCAUGAAGAAUCUCUUGUUAUGGACCUUCACUCUAAAUGGGGAAAUAGAUGGUCAAGAAUUGCUAGAAAACUACCGGGAAGAACGGAUAAUGAGAUUAAGAAUUAUUGGAGGACACACAUGAGAAAAAAGAGAGCACAAGAGAAAAAACACGCAGCAACAACAACAGCACCUUCAAUUUCAUCAUCACCUGAUCAAUCUUCUAGUUGUCAAUCAUCUCUGUUUUCUAACAACAAUCACGCUUCAAACAAAGAGACCGAAGAAGAAGAAGAGAAUUACCAAGUUCAAGAAAUUGAGCAGAGUUACUCAAUGGAUGAUAUAUGGAGAGAUAUUGCUAUGUCAGAAGAAGAUGACAUAAACAUUCUUCAACAAACUGUUUAUGAUGGAACUAGUGAAGAGAAUUGCAACAAUAACUUUUGUUCCUCUAUAAUGCCUUCUGCAUCAUCAUCUUCAUGGAAUUUUUCUAAUUUAGAUCCUUUGUGGGUUAUGGAUGAAGAUGAAAGCAAGAUGUUGGUCCCUCCUUUUAUGAUCAACAAGGGAACACUUUUCUAG